AUGGCGUUUGUGGUGAGAAAGUUUGUUAACAAUUUGCGAAAUGUUAACAAAUGUAAGAAAGUGUGUCUGAUGGUUCAAAGUAAGCGACAUGUUCCCGCGUGUUACAGUAGCACUUUAGUCUUAAAAGCUGCUGAAGAGAAAAGUAGAACCUGCAAAUUUUUCCAUACAACAAAUAUAACAAACAAAAUCGUCGCCUUCAAAUUGUCGGACAUCGGAGAAGGUAUUCGUGAAGUAGUUAUCAAAGAAUGGUUCGUCAAAGUUGGCGAUAAGGUAAAUCAGUUUGACAAUAUUUGCGAAGUGCAAAGCGACAAGGCAGCAGUAACAAUCACCAGUCGUUAUGACGGCGUGGUAACGAAACUCUACCACGAGAUGGAUCAAACGGCACUAGUUGGGCAACCCCUAGUCGACAUUGAUGUUGAAAAUACCGCAGAUGAAGAGGAUUCGUCGGAUUCAGAUACAGAAAGUAUAAAUAAUGAUGCCCGUAAAAUAGAAAAUCAAGCUAAUCAUAAGAAAAAAGUACUGACCACGCCAGCAGUUCGAAGGAUUGCAUCUCAAUUUAAAGUAGAUUUAAGCACAGUUAGUCCAACUGGUAGAAACGGUAGAAUCCUAAAGGAAGAUGUUUUGGCGCACCUCAAUAUGACAUCUGAUAAAUCCAACGAAGUUUCGGACUUAAAUUCCGUUAACGCAAUCUCUAUGCCUGUGUCUAUGGCACAGGCGAAAGUAGAAGUAGUGUUAGAAGAUAGAGUUAUACCUAUUAGUGGUUUUACGAAAGCAAUGGUAAAAUCGAUGACGGAAGCAAUGAAAAUUCCACACUUCGGAUUGAGUGAUGAAUAUGACGUUACAAAACUGAUUCAAUCUAGGGAGAGUUUAAAAAUUAUCGCUCAAGAGAGAGGAGUCAAACUGACGUACAUGCCAAUUAUUAUCAAAGCUUCAUCUUUAGCCCUAACUGCACAUCCGGUACUUAAUAGUAGUCUUGAUAGUUCCUGCGAAAAUAUAAUAUAUAAAGCUAGUCAUAAUAUUGGAGUUGCAAUGGAUACGCCCAAUGGUUUAGUGGUCCCAGUUAUCAAAAAUGUACAACAUAAAAGUAUACUUGAAAUAGCACAAGAACUAAAUAUAUUACAAGAGAAAGGUUUAAAAGGACAACUUGGACUGAACGAUAUAGCGGGAGGAACAUUUACUCUCUCGAACAUAGGCGUUGUUGGGGGAACUUAUGCGAAACCAGUGAUACUACCACCACAAGUCUCUAUAGGUGCCCUAGGAAAAAUUCAGGUAUUACCGAGAUUUAAUUCUAAUGGUGACGUGGUCAAGACUCAUAUCCUAACUGUGAGCUGGUCAGCGGAUCACAGGGUGGUGGAUGGAGUAACGAUGGCAAAAUUCUCGAACAAUUUAAAACAAUAUCUCGAAGAUCCCUACAAGUUGUUAUUAGAUUUA
Messenger RNA from Iphiclides podalirius (scarce swallowtail), 1431 nucleotides. The record is from the annotation of a GenBank genome assembly. NCBI's taxonomy places the organism in Eukaryota, Metazoa, Arthropoda, Insecta, Lepidoptera, Papilionidae.